CGCUCACUCAACCGAAUCCCUCACGCCUCAAUUCUCAAUCCUCGACGAUUUCUCUCUUAAACAUCAAAAUCUAUAAAAGACUCCUGUUUUCAAAAACCUUCCUUCUUUUACCUAAUAAUUUUGCGUUGAAUUUUCGUCAUCUUUCUGAAACCCUAGGUUUUGAUUCUGGUUAUAUUUGAUUUUCUCCGAUCGAGAUUGAAUCCCAUCUGGGUUGUCUUGGUUUUAUUGGAGAAGAGAUACCCAUAAUUUUUUUUACAAAAUUUGUUUGAUUUUUGGAAUGGUAGGGAAACGUUGCUUGGAAGGUAGCCAGCCCGUAGAUCUUUCCUAGCACCCUUCUGGCAUUAUUCCCACUCAUCAGAAAGUCUCUCUAAUAGCAAAACCCUAGAACCAAACAUCCCUAACCAGAAAUGGCAAUUGCACGAACUGGAGUUUACGUUGAUGAUUAUCUGGAGUAUGCAAGCACAUUGCCGGCUGAGCUUCAGAGACUCCUCAAUACCAUCCGGGAACUAGAUGACAGAUCCCAAUCUAUGAUUAAUCAAGCAAGGCAACAGACAAAGUAUUGUCUGGGUGUGGCAGCAAAGAAAGGGAAUGGUUAUCAUUAUGCUAAUGAAGAUGAGGAGACAAUAGAGAAAAUGCGGAAAGAAAUAGAGGCUAGCCAGGAAAAUGCUUUGAGCUUAUGUACCGAGAAGGUUUUGUUGGCACGUCAAGCUUAUGACUUGAUAGAUAGCCACAUAAAACGUCUUGAUGAGGACCUUAACAACUUCAGAGAUGAUCUAAGGCAUGAAGGAAAAAUACCACAAGAUGAGCCAGCAGUUCUUCCUCCAUUACCUAUAGUUCCUAAAUUUGAGAAACGCAAGUCCUUUUAUGGAACACCUCAAUCAAAGAGGCUGGAUUACAGGGAUUGGGAUCGGGAUAGGGAUUUUGAGCUAAUGCCUCCUCCAGGAAGCCAUAAGAAGGACUUUGCCACCCCUCUUGAUGUUGAUCAACCCAUUGAUCCAAAUGAACCUACUUACUGUGUCUGCCAUCAGGUGUCUUUUGGAGAUAUGAUUGCUUGUGACAAUGAAAAUUGUCAAGGAGGUGAAUGGUUCCACUACGCAUGUGUUGGGCUGACACCGGAGACAAGAUUCAAGGGAAAGUGGUACUGCCCAACCUGCAAGCUUCUGCCACAUUGUCAAUGAUCUUUUCUACAUGUAUUACCAGCGCUUGAGAUAUUUUGGUAUCAUUCAUCGCUGUUAUUUCACCGUCUUUUCUUUUUCAUGAGUAACAUAAAAGUGUUGUUGCAACUGAAAUUUCAUCAAUG
Molecule: messenger RNA, 1300 nt
Organism: Rubroshorea leprosula
Lineage: Eukaryota; Viridiplantae; Streptophyta; Magnoliopsida; Malvales; Dipterocarpaceae
Source: the annotation of a GenBank genome assembly